This is a messenger RNA of Euleptes europaea (tarantolino), 1137 nucleotides long. RefSeq names its product transcription factor 19 (gene TCF19). The record is from RefSeq and is a predicted model, not a curated record. The transcript is spliced from 3 exons. Gene Ontology annotation, biological process: regulation of gene expression. The coding region runs from base 1 to 1137 and encodes 378 amino acids. Gene Ontology annotation, molecular function: protein binding. Gene Ontology annotation, cellular component: nucleus. Lineage: Eukaryota; Metazoa; Chordata; Lepidosauria; Squamata; Sphaerodactylidae.
AUGCUUUCGGAGGCCCUUCCUUGCUUCCAGUUACUUCGAAUGGGCCCAGCAUCGCCUGAGGACUCGCCCAAUAGGGACCUGUACACCUUCCGACCCGCCAGGCCCAGUUGUACCUAUCGGUUGGGCCGCCGGGCCGAGGUCUGUGAUGUCACGCUGGUGUCAGAGCAGAACCCGGCCUUGAUCUCCCGGAUCCACGCAGAGAUUCACGCGGAGAGGGAUGCUGACAGUGCAGCAGAGGAGUGGAGAGUUGCCCUGGUGGACUGCAGCACUCAUGGUACCUACAUCAAUGCCAUACGCAUACCCCAUGGCCAACGGACGGAUCUGAACGAUGGAGAUCUUCUGACCUUUGGCCACCCCAACCCAGUCCCGGAGGGCUGUGCCCUGCCGCCCCCACAUGGCAACUCCGAGUUCUACUUCCUCUUCCAGAAAGUCCAAGUGCGACCCCAGGACUUUGCCGCCAUCACGGAACCAAAAGCCCCCGGGGAUUUCUCGUGUGGCUUCCGGCCCGUGCUGCCUUCCGGCAACCACCGCAUCCGUCCGCUGCCCCGCCUCUCACCCACCUCUUUCUCCUGCCACCCCAAAGCCACCCUUAUCCUGAGCUCCAUCGGCAGUCUCAGCAAGCUCAAGGCACAGCCGUUCACGUUCUCCCUGGGGCAGAGUCGGUGUCCAGAGCCGCCGGCCCAGCCGAGAGCCUCUCGAAAUCGCCGCAAGUCAGCUCAUACGCUGCUGCCGGAGUUGGAGGAUGAAAUCACCCGGCUUGAAGAGGAGCAGCCGGAGAAGGAGCAGGGGUUCGGCAGAUACGUGCACUGCCACAACCCCUUGCAGCUCCAGCAGAGGGUUCCCGAGAGAAGCAGGAACUUGCAAGAGGAUGUGGGACCAAAGCUUCACAUCACACCCAGCGGGAAACGGCGUGGCCGGCCCCGGAAGAACCCUCUCGGGGGCACCUGCCAAGUUUUCUCCCAGACUCUGUCUGCCUCGGAGCCGUGCGCGGCUCCCCGCUGCCGCCUUCCCCAGGACGAGAUGGUGGAGUGGGUCCAGUGUGACGGCUGUGACGCCUGGUUCCAUGUGGCCUGCGUGGGCUGCAGCUACAGCGCCGUCCAAGAGGCAGAUUUCCGCUGCACUGCUUGCCGCUCGUAA